GAAAUGCUUUAUCGGAGCUGUUAGUCCUUAAAGCUGUUAGUCCAUCACACAGAGGGAGUCUCAUUUUUGGAUCCUAUAAACCAUGGACAGGACCGAGAAAUAUUAAAACUGAAUACUUUGCGUGGACUAAGGUAACCUGAGCUCCGACAUGGACGCUGAAAGUCUCAUUCAGCACAUCGAAAGAGAUGUGGAGGCCACCUCUUUCCCCUUAUCGAUGACCACCGAGUGGCUGGACGACGGUAACGAGACGUCCGGGAAUCAGUUCCAGCAGCCCAACUGGCAGGUGGCUCUCUGGGCCAUCGCCUACUCCGUCAUCAUCCUGGUGUCCAUCACUGGGAACGUGACGGUGAUCUGGAUCAUCCUGGCUCACAGACGCAUGAGGACUGUAACCAAUUACUUCAUCGUCAACCUGGCUUUCUCGGACGUUUCGAUGGCGACCUUCAACACUCUUUUCAACUUUGUUUAUGCGCUUCAUAACGACUGGUACUUCGGACUCGGUUACUGCAGGUUUCAGAACUUCUUCCCCAUCACAGCCAUGUUUUCCUCAAUAUAUUCCAUGGCUGCCAUCGCAGUCGACAGGUACAUGGCCAUCAUCCACCCUCUGAAGCCUCGCCUCUCCUCCACGUCGACCAAGGUUGUGAUUGCACUCAUAUGGAUUGUAGCCGUGUUGCUGGCUUUCCCUCAGUGUUACUACAGCGUGACUCAGUUUUACUACCCGAGGACCGUGUGCCUGGUUGCCUGGCCCGAUGAUUAUGGAGGCACCCACCAACUCAGCUACCAGUUUGCAGUCAUAUUGCUGAUCUACUUGCUCCCUCUGCUGGUGAUGCUGGUGACCUACAGUUUAGUGGGGCUGUCGCUGUGGGGCGGGCACAUCCCCGGGGAGGCGUCAGACCACUACCACAACCAGAUCACUGCCAAGAGAAAGGUGGUGAAGAUGAUGGUGGUUGUGGUGGUGACCUUUGCCCUCUGUUGGCUGCCCUAUCACAUCUACUUCAUACUGGGAUCAUUCAACAGAGACAUUUAUAAACGACAUUACAUUCAACAGGUGUAUCUUGCCAUAUUUUGGUUGGCAAUGAGCUCUACCAUGUACAAUCCUAUAAUUUACUGCUGUCUAAACCAAAGGUUUCGUGCCGGUUUCCGUUACGCAUUCUCCUGGUGUCCUUUCAUCAAAGCGUCCGAGGAGGAUAAGAUGGAACUGCAGCACACACACACCUUCAGAGUCACCAUGACACGCAGCCACCGCAGCGACACGUCAUACACGCACGCCUCCAUAAAGGCCAACAGCUCAUAUGGCGCGAGCAUGGCCGUGCCCGGCGAGAUGAGCUCGGACCGAGACUCCAGUGUGCAGCUCAGGAAACACACCUGCAGCACAAACAACACACACCCAGUGAAGAAGCUGAAAGAUAUGAAAUCCACCACUGCUAGAUUCAUGGAAAACACCCACUGACUGCAGAAGGAAAACCUCAUCAGGACGUGAGGCAUGAGGCAUGAAGUUCUCCGUACACGCUGCUACUGAACUUGCAGUAAAUAAACUGUCGCCGUUAAAGACAGAGAGCCAGAACUCCAGAAGGACGGUGUCUGAGAGGAAAUCCUUCAAGAAAACUCAUUCUUGCUGCUUCGGCCUGGGACCAUAGACAUAGUUUUGCUCAACAUGUUCAUUGAAUGAAUGUGGUUAUCAAAGCUGAAACACAUGUUCUUGCUCUUGAUGCCAAAGUGGUGAAAUAUAUGAAAAACCUACUGGAAAACAAAGAAGGUUCGUUCUGGCAGGGUAACGUGUGCUGCUAAUCAGGAGCUUUGAAGAUGAAGCCAGUCCAUAUUUAUUUAUUUAUUUAUUUAAUUUAUUUAUUUAUUUAUCUCAAAGCCUUCUCAUCUGCGGCUGCCUCGUUGUCCUAUUCUUUCAGUACUGACGCUUUUCUUCUUCCUCUCCUCGUCGGUUCUGUAUAUUUCAGUGUUGUUGAAGAAACGUAACGGUGCCUACUGUCUUAGUGCAUUGAAUGGAUGAGCAGUCCUCUGGCAUCAGCACCAAGCCUUAAUAUUGUCGUCUGCUGUCGCAUGCUUUCUUUGUUUGAUGCAGGUCUUUAAAGGGAACAUUUGAAAGCUUCAUUCACUGGUUCCUAAUUUAUCCGAGGAGCCUCUGGAUAUUGUCAACAUUUAAAGUGAAAAAUAAAGUGCAGCUUAGUUUUUACAGCCUUCACCAUACUGAAGAUUUUACGAAAGUCAAUAACUCAGCACUUUUAAUAUAGUUUCUGCUCAGAGAAGGAGAAAGGUGGAAAGACUCAAGAGCCAAAUUCUCCUCCUCUUCUUCUUCUUCUUCCUUUGGUGCAGCGCUGAUUUGGACCCUGGGAUCAUUUUCUCACUGACGCAAAAAACUUCUGCCUUGGUUUUUGCAGGAAGUUCCCGGAUCACCGGCUGUCCGGCGAGCACGUUCUGACAUUGUACAGCAUUUCUUUGACAUAGCGGUCUUGUAGUGUGCAUUGAUACAGUAUGUGGCUUAACUUCACUACUUUUUAAAGUUGUUGUUGCUUUUUGUGCAGUAAUGUCUCGAAGAAAAAAGUGCCUGUAUAUAGAAAAAUCUGAAAAUGUAACACUGCCAUGUAUUUAAUAUAUUGAUGUAAAACCUGUGAAUAUGAGAUGUAAAUAUGACAUUUGUAAUGGGUGCAGAUUCAGAUCAACAUGUUUUUAAAUACUGUGUAACCUGUGAGCCUUUCAGAAUGUAGUGGAAAACCCUUUGAAAAUUAUAUGCAGCGACCGCAUGAACACAUUUGUUGUCUAUAAAAGUUUUGCUGUUUGUGACAUUGGUGAAAUAUGAUAUUAAUGUGCCAUUGGGAAUAAAAUUGU
This is a messenger RNA of Salarias fasciatus (jewelled blenny), 2838 nucleotides long. RefSeq names its product tachykinin receptor 2 (gene tacr2). Gene Ontology annotation, molecular function: substance K receptor activity. Gene Ontology annotation, biological process: G protein-coupled receptor signaling pathway; positive regulation of flagellated sperm motility. The record is from RefSeq and is a predicted model, not a curated record. Gene Ontology annotation, cellular component: plasma membrane; sperm midpiece. The transcript is spliced from 8 exons. Lineage: Eukaryota; Metazoa; Chordata; Actinopteri; Blenniiformes; Blenniidae. Bases 149 to 1447 code for a protein of 432 amino acids.